Molecule: messenger RNA, 1005 nt
Organism: Seminavis robusta
Lineage: Eukaryota; Bacillariophyta; Bacillariophyceae; Naviculales; Naviculaceae
Source: the annotation of a GenBank genome assembly
AUGGCCAACACUGCUACUAGUACAAGUAGUUCUACCAAUCCGUACAACCUUCCUGAUCUCUCUGGCAAAACAGCCAUAAUCACUGGCGGAAACAGUGGACUAGGCCUCAAGACGGCUCUGGAAUUAGUUCGUCAGGGAGCUGCAGUGGUGAUUACCUGUCGUUCCGCCAACAAGGGAGAAGAAGCAGUUGCUGAUGUCAAGCAGGAACUUCCCAGGGCCGACAUUGCCUACGGCGUUUGUGAUCUCUGUGAUCUCGCUAGUGUCAAGUAUUUUGUGGAUAACUACCAGAAAGAUCACGCUAACUCAGCAGAUAAUAAAAAUCACUUGGAUAUUGUCGUGGCCAAUGCCGGCGUUUCUACCUUUAUCCAGGAAGGCCAACCGGGAAAACAUCAGCUCACCAAGGAUGACCAAGACUUCUUCAUGCAAGCAAACUACUUGGGACAUUUUGCACUCAUCCACGGUCUCAUGCCUCUCUUGCUCAAAUCAGAGGCACCCAGAGUUGUCUCAUGCAAUACUUUCUUCUCCAACACAGAAAACUACGCCAACGCCGUUGACCUACCGGACUUUAAUUGGUCUCAACGAGCCGCCAAGGGAGAGUACAAUGUCAAGCAGGCUUACUUUGCUUCAAGAUUGGCCCAACAGCAAAUGACAGUCAAACUCAACCAGGAAUUCCAAAAGAAUCUCGGUCCAGAUACCAAGGCGGUGGCUGCCGUCUUGGAGCCGGGUUUGGUCCAACGAGCUGAGCCCGACAAAUCUGCCCUCCUGCAAUUCUUUCGCCAACCGGUUGACGUAGGAUGCCGUACACAUUUGGUCGCUGCCACGGACCCAAAUGUCAAGCCAAAUGACUUUCUGGAACCACACCGGUUCAACCUGUUUGGGUUCCUACUCUUUGGUCCACCCACCACCUACACACUGAAUGGAUCCAAGAAAGCGGCAGAUCAAGUGGCAGUGGUCGGACUCUGGGACUUGUCCAAGAAGAUAGUCCAAAAGGCUUGGUCAAGCUAG